AUGAAUGAGUUAUUCAAGAAGCCUACCAUUAAGCGUACCAUAAGCAACUUCUCCAGUGUCUCUUUGAACUCUGGUCAUGGCGGCAAUUUUAGUGGGCUCGUAAAACGCAGAAAGCCCGACCCAGACUUGACAAGUCUAGAGGUAAUAUCUCCUGAGCUUCACUGCUUAAGAGAUUACAACUACAUUGGCUACUCUACUUUCACGCCAAGAGGGAGUCAGCUGAUCCUGCUUGUUGACUCAUUCUGUAAACUCCAGACCACUUCAGAACAAUCAAAGCUGCCGCCAUUGUCGCCUAGCUCCAAAAGUAGCUGCAGGGCAACGUUUGAGAAAUACUGUGACGAGAAGUUUGAUGCCACUACCAGCUCCCAAUAUGCUAAUUUCGGCUCUACCGUUGAUUCGAUAUCGUGCCAAUUGUCAGAGCUUCCGAUUCAGGUUCUAGAAACCAGUCACAAUUCGUCUAUCUCGCUUGAUCUUUCCAGACAGAGCCUGUAUAUUCCCAAAUCCAAACCACCUCCCACUCCCAAAAGCUCGUUAGACAAUUGGGAAGGCUUUUUGCCCUUACUUGAAUCCUCGAACACACCGAAGAAAAGAUUUGCACCCAAAAAUGUGUUGAAAGUAUUAACUCCCAAAGUCAGAAGACUAUUCAAAAAAUUCAACGGUUAUGUGUGUAACCUGAAGGGUGAUAGUCUAACUAGUACUUCCCGGGGCUCAACAUGA
This is a messenger RNA of Suhomyces tanzawaensis NRRL Y-17324, 717 nucleotides long. RefSeq lists its product as uncharacterized. Lineage: Eukaryota; Fungi; Ascomycota; Pichiomycetes; Serinales; Debaryomycetaceae. The record is from RefSeq and is a predicted model, not a curated record. The coding region runs from base 1 to 717 and encodes 238 amino acids. The transcript has a single exon.